Molecule: messenger RNA, 5826 nt
Organism: Oncorhynchus tshawytscha (Chinook salmon)
Lineage: Eukaryota; Metazoa; Chordata; Actinopteri; Salmoniformes; Salmonidae
Product: collagen alpha-1(II) chain
Exons: 35
Coding region: 223-3534 (1103 amino acids)
Cellular component (GO): collagen type II trimer
Molecular function (GO): extracellular matrix structural constituent; protein binding
Source: RefSeq, a predicted model, not a curated record
GCAACUGACACAUAAAACUGCAGUGCCUGAUCUGACGCGUGCCGGUACUACGUUUCUGCAGGGGUCUGGGUCUGGCUUCCCCAUCGUUUUUUGGAAGGUGGUUGAAUGUAUGGUUCGGCUCUGUAACUUGAAACACAAAAAAAGAGAGAGAAGUCUCCGUCCACCAACUUCGUCCGUUCUUCUGCUUCUCCCCCAAAGGCACUGCAUGUCUAAUAUUUAGACAUGUUCAGCUUUGUGGAUUCGAGGACUGUACUGCUACUUGUAGCAACUCAAGUCGUUCUAUUAGCAGUUGUCAAAUGUCAGGAAGAAGACCAGGACCUAGGCAGCUGUAUGCAGGACGGACAGCGCUAUAGUGACAAGGACGUAUGGAAACCAGAGCCGUGUCGUAUUUGUGUGUGCGACACGGGAACUGUCCUGUGUGAUGAAAUAAUCUGCGAGGAGAUUAAAGACUGCCCCAAACCUGAGAUCCCAUUCGGAGAGUGUUGCCCCAUCUGCGUGCGGGACGGGGAAGCCCCCCCAAGUGGGGCCCCGGGAGCUAAGGGUCAGAAGGGGGAACCAGGAGAUAUCACAGAUGUCGUAGGACCAAGAGGACCUGGAGGCCCUAUGGGCCCCCCAGGAGAGCAGGGACCACGCGGAGACAGAGGAGACAAAGGCGAUAAGGGCAGUCCCGGGCCCCGUGGCAGAGAUGGUGAGCCUGGUACCCCUGGUAACCCCGGCCCCCCCGGUCCCUCAGGACCUAACGGACCUCCCGGCCUUGGAGGAAACUUUGCUGCUCAGAUGGCUGGAGGAUUUGACGAGAAGGCUGGCGGAGCACAGAUGGGCGUGAUGCAAGGACCAAUGGGCCCUAUGGGUCCUCGAGGGCCACCUGGCCCCUCUGGAGCUCCUGGCCCACAAGGUUUCCAAGGCAACCCCGGAGAGGCUGGAGAGCCCGGAUCAGCUGGCCCGUUGGGUCCCCGUGGUCCACCUGGACCCUCUGGUAAACCUGGAGAUGACGGUGAGGCUGGCAAACCCGGAAAAGGUGGUGAUCGUGGACCUUCUGGUCCUCAGGGAGCUCGUGGAUUCCCAGGAACUCCCGGUCUGCCUGGAAUCAAAGGGCAUAGAGGUUAUCCAGGUCUUGAUGGACUCAAGGGAGAGGGUGGAGCUGCUGGUGCCACUGGACCAAGAGGUGAGCGUGGUUUCCCAGGAGAGAGAGGAGGUGCUGGGCCUCAGGGGCUGCAGGGACCCCGUGGUCUUCCUGGAACUCCUGGAACUGACGGACCUAAGGGCGCGAUCGGACCAGGUGGUGCAUCGGGUGCCCAGGGACCCCCCGGUCUGCAAGGUAUGCCCGGAGAGAGAGGAGCCUCAGGCAUCCCCGGACCUAAGGGAGACAGAGGUGACAACGGAGAGAAGGGACCUGAGGGUGCUUCUGGCAAAGACGGUUCAAGAGGUUUGACUGGUCCAAUUGGUCCUCCUGGCCCAGCUGGUCCCAAUGGAGAGAAGGGUGAAUCUGGUCCCUCUGGACCUUCCGGUGCUGCUGGUGCCCGAGGUGCUCCUGGUGACAGGGGUGAGACUGGACCUCCUGGGCCUGCUGGCUUCGCUGGGCCUCCUGGAUCUGAUGGUCAGCCCGGAGUCAAGGGAGAGCAAGGAGAGGGUGGACAGAAGGGAGAUGCUGGUGCCCCUGGACCACAGGGACCCUCCGGAGCUCCUGGACCUUCCGGACCUACUGGCGUUUCUGGACCUAAAGGUGCUCGCGGUGCUCAGGGACCCUCUGGAGCCACUGGUUUCCCUGGAGCUGCCGGCAGAGUCGGGCCCCCUGGUCCCAAUGGUAACCCUGGUGCUGCUGGGCCCUCUGGCCCUGCUGGUAAAGAUGGCCCUAAAGGUGUGCGUGGAGACGGUGGACCCCCAGGCAGACAGGGAGAUGCUGGGCUGCGUGGAGCUGCUGGCUCCCCUGGAGAGAAGGGAGAUGCUGGAGAGGAUGGUCCCUCUGGUCCCGAUGGUCCUUCAGGCCCUUCAGGUCUGGCUGGACAGCGUGGCAUUGUUGGUCUUCCAGGACAACGUGGAGAGAGAGGUUUCCCUGGCCUGCCAGGACCCUCUGGUGAGCCUGGUAAACAAGGAUCUCCUGGUGGAAGCGGAGACCGUGGGCCCCCUGGCCCUGUGGGGCCCCCUGGACUGACUGGACCCGCAGGAGAGCCCGGUAGAGAGGGCAACGCUGGUUCUGAUGGACCCCCUGGUAGAGAUGGAGCCACUGGAAUCAAGGGUGACCGUGGUAACACCGGUCCUGCUGGUGCUCCUGGCUCCCCAGGUGCUAAUGGUUCCCCCGGCCCUGUCGGCCCCACCGGCAAGCAGGGAGACAGGGGAGAGGCUGGAGCUCAAGGACCAGCUGGACCUGCCGGGCCUGCUGGAGCCAGAGGAAUGGCUGGACCCCAAGGACCCCGUGGAGACAAGGGUGAGGCUGGAGAGGGUGGUGAGAGAGGACAGAAAGGACACAGAGGAUUCACUGGUCUGCAGGGUCUGCCUGGACCUCCUGGUCAAGCUGGAGACCAGGGUGCAUCUGGACCUGCCGGACCAAGUGGAUCAAGAGGACCUCCCGGACCUAUUGGUCCACAUGGAAAGGAUGGUUCCAACGGUAUGCCCGGCCCCAUCGGACCCCCCGGACCCCGUGGUCGCUCUGGAGAGACUGGUCCCUCUGGUCCCCCUGGAAACUCCGGUCCCCCUGGUCCUCCUGGUCCUCCCGGCCCUGGUAUCGACAUGUCUGCCUUCGCUGGCCUGUCUCAGCCUGAGAAAUCCCCCGAUCCCCUGAGGUACAUGAGGGCCGACCAGGCCUCCGGAAACCUGAGGACGCACGACGCCGAGGUGGACGCCACGCUCAAGUCUCUCAACAACCAGAUUGAGAACAUCCGCUCCCCCGAGGGCUCCAAGAAGAACCCUGCACGUACUUGCAGAGACCUGAAGCUGUGCCACCCAGACUGGAAGAGCGGAGAGUACUGGAUCGACCCUAACCAGGGCUGCACCAUAGACGCUAUCAAGGUCUACUGUAACAUGGAGACCGGAGAGUCCUGCGUCUACCCCAAGCCCGCCAGCAUCCCCAAGAAGAACUGGUGGUCCAGCAAGAGCAAGGCUGCCAAACACGUCUGGUUCGGAGAGACCAUGAACGGAGGAUUCCACUUCAGCUAUGGCGAUGACAGCCUGGCUGCCAACACGGCCAGCAUCCAGAUGACCUUCCUGCGGCUGCUUUCCACCGAGGCUAGCCAGAACCUCACCUACCACUGCAAGAACAGUGUGGCUUACAUGGACGGAGCCACGGGCAACCUGAAGAAGGCCGUGCUCCUCCAGGGCUCCAACGAUGUGGAGAUCAGGGCCGAGGGAAACAGCCGCUUCACCUACACCGUUAUGCAGGACGGCUGCACGAAACACACAGGAGCAUGGGGCAAGACAGUGAUUGACUACAGAUCUCAGAAGACCAGCCGGCUGCCCAUCGUGGACAUUGCUCCCAUGGAUAUUGGAGGAGCGGACCAAGAGUUUGGAGUCGACGUCGGUGCAGUCUGCUUCUUGUAAAGACAAAGGAAUGAAAAAGGAAAAGCUGAGAAAAAACCCAUAAAAGAUGAUGGAGAGAGAGACAGAGAGAGGAACACACACUUCUAGCAAAAUGAAUGAAAGAGAGAAAAGAGAAAGAUCAAGUCGCUUUUUUUUUUAAAGUAAAAAGUGAUUUUUCCAACUAGGAUAUCUGCACUGAAUGGCACCGGCAAUAUUCAUCUGUGAUUUCAUCGACUUCCAGUCUCCCUCCGUCAACCCCUCCCUCCAUUCCCCCAUCCACUCCACCCCCCAGCCUGGGAGCACCUCCCCACUAACAAGAAGGAACAAAGGAAGAGGAGAAGGAGAGAAAGGGGGAGUAUGUCAGAGCAUGACAGAAAGAGAGCCGACUUGGUGUUAUUUAUUUAUUGUUCAGGUGUAGGUCCCAGGUGUGUUAGGACUGAGUGUGUUACCCUGUAAAAAGGCCCAACGCACAACUACAUACAUAAUCUAUCAGUUCCCCACCUCCCCAAUCUCCUCUUUUCUUUCUCCUAUUCCAUACCUUCUCAAACAUUAUAUCAAAUCCAAACCAAAAACGGAGCAGUGUGAUAGGUGCAGGUGUUCCUAGUUCCAACCGCCGCCCCAGUGUGUAUCAGGAAGUUACUGUGUAUUAUAAUAUAGUCAAAUGGUGCUAUUGCUGUAAAACCAGUCUGUAUUCUUUAACAACCAGAUACUGAUGUAUUAGUGACAUGUUCAUAAUGUGUAUAUAUGUAUAUGUGUGUGUAUACAUAUAUCUACAGUUUUCAGAGAGUACAUUUCACGCUGAGAUUUGUUUUCAGAGUGGUAAAUGUCGCUGCCCCUUCCCCCCCGACCACAAUCCCCCUCAUUGGCUGCCCAAUGAAACAGAAACCGCGUCUAUCAUUUUUGUAAGAGGCAUGUUCAAUUCGGGAUUUCAAUCUCAGAUCUAAACUUUUUUUGUUUUGUUUUAAUUAUAUUAUAAGCUACCUCACGCUAAAAAAGAAAGAAACAACUAAGCAAAGUUAUCCAAGUUUACAAAUCCAGCUUGGGUGAUCAUAUCUUUGGUGCAUGAGACCCCAUGUUGUGAGAAGACCACCAGAAGGUGCCUUUAACCCUUGACCUAUCCCACUCCACUUUGUCCCAUAUGCCCCCACUGUCCUCUCACACAGGAAAUACCCUCUACCCUGGCAGGAAGUACCUUGGCCCUGGCCACGCCCCGUAGGAACAGGCCAUGCCCCCCUAGGAACAAGAACAGGGCAGGGCUGUUAGACUUGAGUGAGUUCUUUCUCACAGUGAUAUCACUACUAGACAAUCCAGACCUCCUUUACACACAGAGGAAAACCACCUACGACCAGGGCAGAGGGUGCUUUUAUUUUUGAGGGUGUGUAUAUUUUGUAUUAUUAAUAAUAAUAAUAGUAUUAUUGCUAAUAAUGAUAGCAUUACUAUUAUUAUUAUUAUUAAAUAUGAUGAUCAUGAUUUUGUUUUUGUUGCAGUUUUGAUUAAUGUAAAUUGGAAAUAAAAGGAAAAACAAGUAACAGACUGAAGUCGCUUUUUUAAUUUUAUUUUUGGGGGGAUUUUGAUUGUUAUUCAUCCUCAUAUUGCUCCAGAGAAAAGUGUGCAUGAACUAUCUGGGAAGGUCUUUUUUCUGUACCCUGAAUGUAUGAUGAAACACUUCACUAUUAUGUUCCCAGAGAUAGAAGCAAUACCAAAUAUUGAUCCUGUGUCCUGUAUGCACUCUGCCUUGGUCUGUGUGUUUGGGCUAAAUGCAUAUUGAGGGGUGGGAUGCAGUCAGAACACACAAGGAGAUACAGUGGAGAGGUGGAUGAUGGUGAGCGGCCAUUUUCUUUUUGUUUUAUUUGUGGGAGAGAAAAGGCUAAAUUUAGUGAGGAAGUGGAAAGUUCAUAUCAUGUACUAUUUUGUAUGUGUAAAAUAGUUUUGCAAUAUUUUCAGAUCGUUUUUAAGCAUGGUAGAUAGAGUAGGAAUGGGAAACAUUUCCAACCACAAUAAUCAGUAACUGUAUGGGUUUAUUAUGUCAUCCUGUACUUUUUAUUUAAUUUUCUUUCCUGACUUUACAUCUUUCACCUUUCACCGUAGCAAUAAAAGGUAGAAGCAUUUCUCUUAACAACACAGAGCCACGUUUGUUUCAUUUUUUACAUAUAUUUUUUUUCUUAAACUUGGUUUUAGAGUAAAUUUAAUAUUUAAUGUAUUGGUUUCCAAAUCUAUGAUGUAAUCUUUGUUUUAAUAAUUAUUAACAUAAAGAACAACAGGUAAACAAAUCAACAAAAAUACAUCACAAAUAAAACAAAUGACACAAAAGGA